UGGCAGCCGGCGAGCCCCGCGGGCUGCGAGCUCCCCCUGCCCCAGCCGCGCCGUCCGCUCUCUGCUGGGCGCCGAUCUGGGAAGAAAAGUCAGGAUUCCGUUCCGUUUCGCAUUCCUCCGUUCUUCCUGGCUUUCCAUACUUCGUUGUUGAGCGGCGGAGCGACGCAAAGGACGGGGGCCGGAGGACGGCGGUGCGGAAGAGGAGGAGGAGGAGGAGGAGGAGGAGGAGGAGAGCAUCGGAGGAAGGCAGGCGUCCCGCGGCCAUCGCGAGCGUCGCUGGUUGACAUGUCCUACGUGAGCCGUGCCCUGCGGGUGGCCGCCCCUCGCCGCCUGCCAGCCCCAUGGAGAAGCCCCCGACCCUACAGCAGCACGAGGGGACCCACGGCUGAGAAGAGCGUCCCCUAUCAGAGGACACUGAAGGAGGAAAGCGAUGGGAGCGCUGGGCCCAGCCGGCCACCCCCGGCCUCGGCUGAGGUGGUGGUGGUCGGGGGGGGCAGCCUGGGCUGUCAGACCACCUACCACCUGGCCAAGCUGGGCGUCACCAGCGUCGUCCUGCUGGAGAGGGACCGCCUGACGGCGGGCACCACCUGGCACACGGCUGGUUUGCUGUGGCAGCUCCGUCCCAGCGACGUGGAGGUGGAGCUGCUGGCGCACACGCGGGACGUGGUGAGCCGCGAGCUGCCGGCCGAGACGGGGCUGCACACGGGCUGGGUGCAGAACGGGGGGCUCUUCAUCGCCUCCAACAAGCAGCGCCUCGAUGAGUACAAGCGGCUCAUGUCGCUGGGGAAGGUGUACGGCGUGGAGUCGCACGUCCUGACCCCGGCGCAGACCAAGGAGCUGUACCCGCUGAUGAACGUGGACGACCUGUAUGGCACGCUGUACGUCCCCAAGGACGGCACCAUGGAUCCCGCCGGCACCUGCUCCACCCUCGCCAGAGCAGCAGCAGCCAGAGGUGCUACGAUCAUAGAGAACUGCCCCGUCACCGGCAUCCAGGUCAGAACAGACGACUUUGGGGUGAAGAGGGUGCACGCGGUGGAGACGGCCCAUGGGACCAUCCAGACUCCCUGCGUGGUCAACUGUGCAGGGGUGUGGGCGCGUGCCCUGGGCCGGCUGGCAGGCGUGCACGUGCCGCUGGUGGCGAUGCAUCACGCCUACGUGGUGACCGAACGCAUUGAGGGUAUCCAGAACAUGCCGAACGUUCGCGAUCACGAUGCCUCGGUGUAUCUCCGUCUCCAAGGCGAUGCCCUUUCCGUGGGUGGCUAUGAGUCAAACCCCAUCUUCUGGGAGGAGGUAUCAGAGAAAUUUGCCUUCAGCCUCUUUGACCUGGACUGGGAUGUUUUUAUGCAGCACAUCCAAGGUGCCAUCAACAGAGUGCCAGUGCUGGAGAGAACGGGCAUCAAAUCCACUGUCUGUGGGCCAGAGUCAUUCACGGCCGACCACAAACCGCUCAUGGGGGAGGCUCCAGAAGUCCGAGGCUUCUUCCUUGGCUGCGGCUUCAACAGCGCCGGGAUGAUGCUGGGAGGAGGCUGCGGGAAGGAGCUGGCCCACUGGAUCGUCCACGGCCGGCCGGAGAAGGAUAUGUACGGCUACGACAUCAGGAGGUUCCACCGCUCCCUCACCGACAACAACCGCUGGAUCCGGGAGCGGAGCCACGAGUCCUACGCCAAGAACUACUCGGUCGUCUUCCCCCACGACGAGCCGCUGGCGGGGCGCAACAUGAGGAAGGACCCUCUGCACGAGGAGCUGCUCCGGCAGGGCUGUGUGUUCCAGGAGAGGCACGGCUGGGAGCGGCCGGGCUGGUUCAGCCCAGGAGGAGCAGCUCCGGUCCUGGAUUAUGACUACUACGGCGCUUACAGCCGGGAGCAGCACAAGGACUACACCUACAACCAGCUGCUGGCGGAUGAGUACACCUUCGACUUUCCACCACAUCACGACAUUAUCAAGAAUGAAUGCCUGACGUGCAGAAAUGCCCUGGCUCUCUUCGACAUGUCUUAUUUCGGGAAGUUUUACCUGGUUGGCCCCGAAGCCACCAAAGCAGCCAACUGGCUGUUCAGUGCUGACGUGAGCAAGGCGCCAGGCAGCACCGUGUACACCUGCAUGCUGAACAAGCGUGGUGGGGUGGAGAGCGACCUGACCGUCAGCAGGAUCAGCCCCGGUGACCCCAGCUCCCCGCUGGCCCCAGCCUUCCAAGGUGAUGGCUACUACCUGGCCAUCGGCGGGGCCGUGGCUCAGCACAACUGGUCGCACAUCACCACGGUGCUGCAGGACAUGAAGCUGCAGUGCGAACUCAUCGACUGCUCGGAGGAGCUGGGCAUGAUGAGCCUGCAGGGCCCGCUGAGCCGCACCGUGCUCCAAGAACUGCUCGACACCGACCUCAGCAACGAGGCCUUCCCCUUCUCCACCCAUAGGCUGGUGAAAGCUGCUGGAUGCACGGUGCGUGCCAUGAGGCUGUCAUUUGUCGGAGAGCUGGGCUGGGAGCUGCACGUGCCCCGGGCAGACUGCGUCAGGGUGUACCGGGCAGUGAUGGAGGCGGGCGCGCGGCACGGCAUCACCAACGCCGGCUACAGAGCCAUCGACAGCCUCAGCAUCGAGAAAGGGUACAGGCAUUGGCAUGCAGACCUCCGCCCUGAUGAUACGCCGCUGGAAGCAGGCUUGGCCUUCACCUGCAAGCUCAAGUCCAGCAUUCCCUUCCUGGGACGGGAGGCUGUGGAAGCCCAAAAAGCCGCCGGCAUCUUCCGUCGCCUCGUCUGCUUCACCACGGAUGAGAAGGUGCCAAUGUUCGGCCUCGAGGCCAUCUGGAGGGAUGGCGAGGUGGUGGGCCACAUCCGCCGGGCAGACUUUGGCUUCGCCAUCGACAAAACCAUCGCCUACGGUUACAUCCGCGACCCUGCGGGGGGACCUGUCUCACUGGAUUUCGUGAGGAGUGGCAGCUAUGAGCUGGAGAGGAUGGGAGUGCGCUUCCCUGCCCAGGCACACACCAAGUCCCCGUUCGACCCAGACAACAAGCGAGUGAAGGGCAUCUACUGA
Numida meleagris (helmeted guineafowl) is the source of this 3027-nucleotide messenger RNA. RefSeq names its product sarcosine dehydrogenase (gene SARDH). Gene Ontology annotation, cellular component: mitochondrion. The record is from RefSeq and is a predicted model, not a curated record. Lineage: Eukaryota; Metazoa; Chordata; Aves; Galliformes; Numididae. Bases 286 to 3027 code for a protein of 913 amino acids. Gene Ontology annotation, molecular function: oxidoreductase activity; protein binding. The transcript is spliced from 22 exons.